UAGGGUUAAGUGGUGACGUGAAACUAAAACAACAAGGGUGAUGAAUAGGCUAUGGGCUAUUUAUUGCCUAAUGUAAAUGAUAAGAUUAUGAAACCAGCCAUGAUGAGUGGCUACACUUGUUGCGGUCAUGUGACGAAGCAUUAACCGGUCAAAUGGAGAGUGAGCGCGCCCUGCAUUCUAUGUGACGUUAAACUGCUGUACAAUCACCUCAGUUUUGGAUCCGUGCGUGUCUAGGUUACUCAGCCUAAAUCACAACUAGUCUCUAGUCACAACUGUUUUAAACGAUGGCUGAAUGUUUUGGGAACGACAUAUAUAUAUAUAUAUUCUACAAUUGGGUUAAGUCUUAGAAUAAAGAAAACAUGUUACAUUUCGUCUUGCAAGAUGUCUCAAACAACACGGAGCAAAACACAACGACGCCUGAGGACUGGACUGUUGUGUACUUUGCAGUCAGGUGGAUCCAGAUGACUAUGGCAGUGCUGAGCAUUGUCGGUUCAGGUUCCAUAAUUUUUUAUGCAACUUUCCAACACCUUAUAAGGACACCUGAGAUCCAGCCAUUGUUCUUACUGAGUGUGACAGACUUGCUGCUGGCAGUCAGCUGGCUGGUAGGAGCAGUACUGUUCACCCAGGACUGUGAUAGCCAUGCCACCUGCUACAACCUACACAUCGUUGAACAGAUCCUGUAUAUGACCUCGUUCUUCUACACAUUGAACUAUGUAUGGACCCUGUACUCUGGGCUAAAUAACAGAUUCUACAGUAGCCUUCAUGGAUACCCAGCCCAAUGCGCCACCAAACUGGGAAGUUUCAGCAAGAUUGCUGCAGUCCUGUCAUGUGUCCUCCCCGUGCUGCUGAUGCUGCCAGUGUUUGUAACAGGAAACAUGGACCACUGUUACACAAACUUCAGCCAGCCUUACAAGUGCCUUCUAAUGCACACGGAGGCACUCUUCAUGUCCACUGACUUGAGCAAGAUGGAGGUGGACUCAGCUUGCCGCCUGGGACACAUGUACAGUAUUGCUGUCUUCCUGGCAGUGUUCCUCCUCACCUUUGUUGGCAUUGUGGUGCUCAUGGGAAAAGCCCGCACUGUUUACAGACGUUGUGUGAGUUCUAGCGGUUUCCUCGGCGACAGGCAGUGGGCGUCGCUUCGUGUUCUGGACCGACACAUGCUCCUCUACCCCUCUGUCUUCUUCUUCUGUUGGGGCCCAGUGUUCCUGGCAGCCAUGAUUCUGUACAACUCCAAAUCAGUGGAGGGAGUUGUGGGCGUCAUUCUCUACAUCUUACAGGCCUUCACCUCAUCCUCUCAAGGCCUUCUGAACUGUGUGGUGUACGGCUGGACACAGACACACUUCCGCUCAGCUAGCAAAGAUGCUCUAAGGGACAUGGACACCCAGACGCCACUUCUGAGAUCUCAGAAGAAAGGCUAUAAAACUCUAUGGUCAACACCAUCCCCCAAACCAGAUGAUAUAGAAUGAUCUGGUAUUCUACCGACACCACAUUAAUUUACUAUGGUGGUUGUGACACUGGCAAAAUAAAUUAAACAAAGCCUUUUGUGCCAGACUGGGAGUGACGGUUUGGUUUUGAAUCUUGGGGACAGUACCUUGGGAAGCACCUGUUAUACCAAUGAAGCAAAAACACCCUCAGCUGUACACAAGGGACAGCAGGGUCCAACCAGACAGAGGCUGAACUGCUGAGGCGUAAAAAAGGGAAGAACCAGGGAAUUUACAAGGAGAGGAAGAGCAGCUCUGAAACAGGAUCUGAGAGCUCUGUACUUUCAUAGGAAUCAGAGUCACUCCCUCCCUCACUUGUUCUGACUGCAUCGCUCGUGCAAACAUUGUCUCUACAUUAGUGUUUAGAAUUUCCCACAGUAGUUGGGGACAGCCGAGGAUAUUUGUGAAAGGCUUUGUAACUGACUGGCAUGUCUUUGAUUUAGAGGGGCCCUGAUUGAGCCCAACCGUGUGGAAACAGUGAGCAGCCUGUCACUUUUCAUCUUGAUGGAACAAAGGCCCUCCAUUCACAGAGAUGCUGCUUGACGUACCAGUUUGGCCCGUGGUGUUGUGUGAUGGUCGUAGAUACGCAAGUGUGUGCAAUGUUUAGUUUUCGCCCUACAUGGACUUGGUCACAGAAAUGUGACUGUAGGUUUAUGCUCACUCCUUGGAGUUCAAUUCUAAACGUUUAUCAAAGGGGACAAUUAUUGCCUUGUAUGAGGCAUGAGAGCAGGAUAAAUACAUCACCACAACAUACAAUUAAUUUUUUUCUGAAAUGCAAAUGAAACUGAAUGAAAAGAAUGUGAAUUUCCGGUCUGUCAAUGCAUUGGACUUUAUUUCUGUUUAACUCCAUCAAUAUGAAAUGGCCAUUGCAGCUCAAAUAUAGUAAGUGCUGCAGCCUCAUCAAAACAAUAAAAUAUUGUUUCACUCCCACAUCCGACCAGCUGCAUCAUGGCAGUUAUCAAAGAUGAGGCUGUAGUCAGUGCCUCCAGCUUUGACGAAGUCAGAGACCGUCUUACUCCCUUUAAAGUUUUUGGUUUCAACUUUCUGCAAAAAGUUUUAAAAAACAAUG
This is a messenger RNA of Oncorhynchus keta (chum salmon), 2550 nucleotides long. RefSeq names its product transmembrane protein 116-like. Lineage: Eukaryota; Metazoa; Chordata; Actinopteri; Salmoniformes; Salmonidae. Gene Ontology annotation, biological process: adenylate cyclase-activating G protein-coupled receptor signaling pathway. Gene Ontology annotation, cellular component: plasma membrane. Gene Ontology annotation, molecular function: G protein-coupled receptor activity. The transcript is spliced from 11 exons. The record is from RefSeq and is a predicted model, not a curated record. Bases 360 to 1466 code for a protein of 368 amino acids.